Dipodomys ordii (Ord's kangaroo rat) is the source of this 3328-nucleotide messenger RNA. It is a transcript of the gene Kcnq5, whose product is annotated as potassium channel, voltage gated KQT-like subfamily Q, member 5. Gene Ontology annotation, molecular function: voltage-gated potassium channel activity. Gene Ontology annotation, biological process: potassium ion transport; transmembrane transport. The record is from RefSeq and is a predicted model, not a curated record. The transcript is spliced from 15 exons. NCBI's taxonomy places the organism in Eukaryota, Metazoa, Chordata, Mammalia, Rodentia, Heteromyidae. Gene Ontology annotation, cellular component: membrane. Bases 27 to 2624 code for a protein of 865 amino acids.
GCCGCCGGGGCAAGCAGGGGGCCCGGAUGAGCUUGCUGGGGAAGCCGCUGUCCUACACCAGUAGCCAGAGCUGUCGGCGCAACGUGAAGUACCGGCGGGUGCAGAACUAUCUCUACAACGUGCUGGAGAGACCCCGCGGCUGGGCGUUCGUCUACCACGCGUUCGUUUUCCUCCUUGUCUUUGGUUGCUUGAUUUUGUCAGUGUUUUCAACCAUCCCUGAGCACACGAAACUGGCAUCAAGUUGCCUCUUAAUUCUGGAGUUCGUGAUGAUUGUCGUCUUUGGUUUGGAGUUCAUCAUUCGAAUCUGGUCUGCAGGUUGCUGUUGUCGGUACAGAGGAUGGCAAGGAAGAUUGAGGUUUGCUCGAAAGCCCUUCUGUGUUAUAGAUACCAUCGUUCUUAUUGCUUCAAUAGCAGUCGUUUCUGCAAAAACUCAGGGUAAUAUUUUUGCCACGUCUGCUCUCCGAAGUCUACGUUUCCUCCAAAUUCUCCGAAUGGUGCGCAUGGACCGCAGGGGCGGGACUUGGAAAUUACUGGGUUCCGUGGUUUAUGCCCACAGCAAGGAAUUAAUCACAGCGUGGUACAUAGGAUUUCUUGUUCUUAUUUUUUCAUCCUUCCUUGUCUAUCUGGUGGAAAAAGAUGCCAAUAAAGAGUUUUCUACAUAUGCAGAUGCUCUCUGGUGGGGCACAAUUACAUUGACAACUAUUGGAUAUGGAGACAAAACUCCGCUAACUUGGCUGGGAAGAUUGCUUUCUGCAGGCUUUGCACUCCUUGGCAUUUCUUUCUUUGCACUUCCUGCCGGUAUUCUUGGCUCAGGUUUUGCAUUAAAAGUCCAGGAACAGCACCGCCAGAAACACUUUGAGAAAAGAAGAAACCCAGCUGCCAACCUCAUUCAGUGCGUUUGGCGGAGUUACGCAGCUGACGAGAAAUCUGUUUCCAUCGCCACCUGGAAGCCACACUUGAAGGCCUUGCACACCUGUAGUCCUACCAAGAAAGAACAAGGGGAAUCGUCAAGCAGUAAGUUCUGUAGUAAUAAACAGAAGCUCUUCAGAAUGUACACUUCACGGAAGCAGAGUCAGAAGCUAAGCUUCAAGGAGCGGGUGCGCAUGGCCAGCCCCCGGGGACAGAGCAUCAAGAGCAGGCAGGCCUCGGUGGGCGACCGCAGGUCCCCGAGCACCGACAUCACGGCCGAGGGCAGUCCCACCAAAGUGCAGAAGAGCUGGAGCUUCAAUGACCGGACCCGCUUCCGGCCCUCGCUGCGCCUCAAGAGCUCGCAGCCCAAGCCGGUGAUGGACGCUGACACAGCCCUUGGCACGGAUGACAUCUACGAUGAUAAAGGAUGCCAGUGUGAUGUGUCAGUGGAAGAUCUCACCCCGCCACUCAAGACUGUCAUUCGAGCUAUCAGAAUCAUGAAAUUUCAUGUGGCAAAACGGAAGUUUAAGGAGACAUUACGCCCAUAUGAUGUAAAAGAUGUCAUUGAACAGUAUUCUGCAGGUCAUCUGGACAUGCUCUGUAGAAUUAAAAGUCUUCAAACACGUGUUGAUCAAAUUCUUGGAAAAGGUCAAAUCACAUCGGAUAAGAAGAGUCGAGAGAAAAUAACAGCAGAACACGAGACCACAGAUGAUGUCAGCAUGCUCGGCCGGGUAGUCAAGGUUGAAAAACAGGUCCAAUCCAUUGAGUCAAAGCUGGACUGCCUGCUAGACAUCUACCAGCAGGUCCUGCGGAAGGGCUCUGCCUCGGCCCUGGCCCUGGCGUCCUUCCAGAUCCCGCCUUUCGAAUGUGAACAGACAUCUGACUAUCAGAGCCCUGUGGACAGCAAAGACCUGUCCAGUUCUGCCCAAAACAGCGGCUGUCUAACCAGAUCGGCUAGUGCCAACAUCUCCCGAGGCCUGCAAUUCAUUCUGACACCAAAUGAGUUCAGCGCUCAGACUUUCUACGCACUUAGCCCUACUAUGCACAGUCAAGCGACACAGGUGCCACUGAGCCAAAGCGAUGGCUCCACCGUGACAGCCACCAACAACAUUGCACACCAAAUCAAUGCAGCCCCCAAGCCGCAAGCCCCCACAACCUUACAGAUCCCACCUCCUCUUCCAGCCACCAAGCACCUGCCCCGGCCAGAGACCCUGCACCCAAACCCCACAGGCCUGCAGGAGAGCUUCUCCGAUGUCACCACCUGCCUUGUAGCCUCCACGGAACAUGUCCAGGUUGCCCCAUCAAAGCUGACGAAGGACCGUGCUCUGAGGAAAAGCUUUGACAUGGGUGGGGAAACUCUGUUGUCUGUCCGCCCCAUGGUCCCCAAGGACUUGGGCAAGUCUUUGUCCGUCCAAAACCUCAUCAGAUCAACAGAGGAACUGAGUUUACAGCUUUCAGGGAGUGAGUCAAGUGGCUCCAGAGGCAGCCAAGAUUUUUAUCCCAAAUGGAGAGAAUCUAAAUUGUUUAUAACUGAUGAAGAGGUGGGUCCGGAAGAGACAGAGACAGACACUUUUGAGGUGACAGCACAGCCGGCCCAGGAAGCUACUUUUGUGUCAGACUCUCUAAGGACUGGAAGAUCGCCAUCAUCUCAGAGCGUUUGUAAGGCUGGGGAGAGCACAGAUGUCCUCAGCUUGCCUCCCGUCAAGCUGAAAUAAGAUCUUCAUUUUCUUUCUAGACAUAGCAGUUCCUUUAGCCAUACAUAUCAUUGCAUGAACUAUUUUUGAAAGCCCUUCUUAAAGAAAAAAAAAAAAAAGAAGUUGACAUUGCAAGAAUCAGGAAGUCCAGGAAAGGCCAUUCUGAUAAGCCCAUUAUCUUUUCAUUUGCAUGCAAAUGCAUGUCUGGGGAUGGCUGAAAUUCCAAGGUGCAUCAACAUAGAACCCGCUCAUUUACUCAUGUACCUUUGAGUUUACAAUCCUGAAAAAACCUAGCAUUGCUAAAGCUUACAGGGUGUAUGAACUUGCCAAGAUUAGAUCAAGGACAAGAAUUGACGCAAUAGUUUUGAAAUUGUGGGAGUAAACACCUUCAAAUUUCAGGCAUUUCUGCUUUGUGAUUCAGUACAAAAUCAUCUUUAAAAUUAGGCCAUAACGUCUAAACACAAUAACUAUCAACAGCUGCUCUUAAGGAAUCAAGAAAAGCAGAAUUUGAGGAUAAUAGAAAUGGCUGUGUCCUUCAAGAAAUCUCUGCCAACCUAUUUCUACUCAGUCUUUUUCUUAUUAAUGUAUUUUGAAUGUCAGUUUGUGUGCUUUUUAACUUUUUUUAAUUUAUUUUUUUUUUAUUUUUUGGUGAUUUAACGCUGUGGCAAGCAGUGCUACGCAUCCUUUUCAUGUUGUCCUUUACAAUGAGAAUGUUUUUCAAUGAG